AUGGCUUCAAUCGAAGAAAAAGAAGAGAUUGCUGACGUCAACACAAGCAGUGACGACGUUGUCUCGCUUCGAGUAUCCGAUAGAAACGACCCACAACAGUCGCUGACAACUCAGUUAAGUAGCCACGGAUCUGUGCGACCGGUCUAUGUCUUCCUCGACCACGCAGCUGCAGAUGGAAAAGGGGCCACUAUUCGAAUAAAUCGUGGACGUGUCCCUUUUCUCUUGACGUUUGUAUGUCAUGCAGAAGAUUCGUCCGUUCUCGAUGAACGAUCCUCGAACCCGCGAUCGACGUCAGGCUGA
Peronospora matthiolae is the source of this 300-nucleotide messenger RNA. Lineage: Eukaryota; Oomycota; Peronosporomycetes; Peronosporales; Peronosporaceae. The record is from the annotation of a GenBank genome assembly.